AUGGGCACCAUCGUCUCCAAAGCCAGGCUCAUCGUCUACGCCACCCUUCAGCUCAGCAAGACCUACGACGAGCUCAAAAAGCGCCUUGACGAGUCCCCUGGCCUUCCCCUUCCCUCCCCUACCCUCCCGCUCUGGACCGUCCCAGCGACGACCAUUGGACUCGAUCCUCCCGACACCCUUCCGGAAUAUGCGGACGUGGUAAUCAUCGGCUCUGGCAUCACCGGCACUUCCUUCGCGUACAACGCUCUAGCCCGUACAAGUGGCCUCAGUGUCGUCAUGCUCGACGCUCGCGAGGUCUGCUCCGGCGCAACCGGCAGGAACGGCGGUCAUGUCAACCCACCUCUUUACCACGACCAUGCCGAGCUUUCCUCCCGCCAUGGCCCCGCGCAUGCUCGCGCGCUCAUCGACUUCCGCCUAGCCCAUCUUGCCGAGCUGCUGCGCGUCGCCACCGCGGAGGGCAUCGUCACGCGUGGCCAAGUGCGCGCGACGGAACAUCUCGACGUCUACACGAGCGAGGAGACCUUCGCGGAGGCGAAGGACAAGCUCGCGCAAUGGCGCGCGGAGAUGCCGGAAGCUGCAGAGGGGUUCAUGUCUUACGAGCGCGAAGAGGCGAUCAAGAGAUUCCACUUAUCCGAGCAAACCGCUGGGUGCAUAACGAACCCCGGAGGUGCGAUGCACCCAUACCGCUUCGUGACCUCCCUUCUCUCCACCCUCCUCGAGCGCCACCCCGACAACUUCCACAUCUACGCCAGAACCCCCUGCACCUCAAUCACGGUCUCCUCUCCCAGCGCCCAUCCCUACACUGUGCACACCCCGCGCGGCUCCAUACGCGCGACGCACGUCGUGCACGCGACCAACGGCUGGUCCUCACACCUUCUCCCCGCCCUCCGCGCCAAGAUCGUCCCCGUCGUCGGCAACAUGUCCGCCCAGCGCCCCGGCCGCGCCCUGCACCCGAGCACGCUCCACGGCGCGCGCUCCUUCGUCUUCUACAAAUCCGGCGCCGGGUACGACUACCUCACCCAGCUGCCGUCCUCCCCAUCCCCAUCCGCAGCGGACGAGAACGAGAACGAGCUCAUGUUCGGCGGCGGCCACACCGCGCAGAGCUACCUCGCCGGCGCGCUCCCGCAGUUCUUCGGCCUCCGCAACUGGGGCGCCGACGCCUCUCCGCCCUCGCCCCGCCCUCGCCACAUCCACCGAGACUGGGGCCCAGGGCGGUCCAAGGCGCAGUGGAGCGGCGUGCUCGGCAUCUCCGCGACAUGCUCCCUGGGUGAGCGGCCGGGCCGUCGUCGCGCCCUGGUCCUCCGGGCCGCCGCGCGCGGCGAGAAGGCGGCCGGCCACCGCCGCGCAGGCGAGUGGAUCGCGGCGGGGUACUCGGGCGAGGGCAUGGUGCACGCGUGGAUGAGCGGGAAGGCGCUGGCGCGAUGGUGCUCGAGCGGGAGGAGACUGGCGGGGUGGUUCCCGGAGAUACUGCGUGUGACGGAGAAGCGGUGGAGAGAGGCGAACGUCGAGGAGUUGUUUGCGCGAUUUAUGUAA
Epithele typhae is the source of this 1533-nucleotide messenger RNA. Its product is annotated as FAD dependent oxidoreductase. The record is from RefSeq and is a predicted model, not a curated record. Gene Ontology annotation, cellular component: cytoplasm. Gene Ontology annotation, molecular function: oxidoreductase activity. The coding region runs from base 1 to 1533 and encodes 510 amino acids. The transcript has 6 exons. NCBI's taxonomy places the organism in Eukaryota, Fungi, Basidiomycota, Agaricomycetes, Polyporales, Epitheliaceae.